This is a messenger RNA of Rhagoletis zephyria (snowberry fruit fly), 3199 nucleotides long. RefSeq names its product probable serine/threonine-protein kinase fhkE. NCBI's taxonomy places the organism in Eukaryota, Metazoa, Arthropoda, Insecta, Diptera, Tephritidae. Gene Ontology annotation, biological process: protein phosphorylation. The record is from RefSeq and is a predicted model, not a curated record. Gene Ontology annotation, molecular function: protein kinase activity; ATP binding.
CAUAAUGCCACUUAUCGGUCUACUACAUCUGCGCAUCAUUACCUCCAAUUUCGAAUGAUUUAAAGAAAAUUGCGGCUGCUUUAGAUUAACGUGACGGGAGGAUACCGUCAUAAAUAAUAUGAAUCGCUAUAUAACCCUUCAGCAAUUGGGUGAUGGCACUUACGGAACUGUGGUGUUGGCGCAACGCAAAGACACUGGCGAGAAGGUAGCUAUUAAACGUAUGAAGCGAAAAUAUUACUCCUGGGAAGAGGCGAUGAAUUUGCGUGAAGUCAAGUCCCUUAAAAAACUCUCCCAUCCAAAUAUUGUAAAAUUAAAGGAAGUCAUACGCGAAAAUGAUACGCUUUAUUUUGUGUUCGAAUACAUGAAAGAGAACUUGUAUCAAAUGAUAAAGGAUCGAGAUACGCAUUUGCCGGAGCCAACGCUUAAAAGCAUAUUGUUUCAGGUACUCACCGGGUUAGCAUUCAUGCAUCGCCAUGGAUUCUUUCAUCGCGAUUUGAAGCCAGAAAAUUUACUUUGCUCCGGACCAGAGCUAAUAAAAAUAGCAGAUUUUGGUUUGGCGCGCGAAAUACGAUCGCGACCACCAUUCACCGAUUAUGUCUCCACGAGAUGGUAUCGAGCGCCAGAGGUGCUGCUGCAUUCCACAAACUAUGCUAGUUCCAUAGAUCUAUGGGCAAUGGGCUGCAUUAUGGCGGAGCUGUACACAUUUCGACCACUAUUUCCGGGCAGCAGUGAGGUGGAUCAAUUAUUUAAAAUUUGUUCUGUUUUAGGAACUCCGGACAAGAGUGAAUGGCCCGAGGGCUACCGGCUCGCUGCCACCAUACACUUUCGUUAUCCGGAAUGCAUCAAAGUACCGCUCAACACAAUUGUGACACGCUGCAGUCAAGCGGGGCUAGAUUUGCUGGAGGACAUGCUGCACUACGAUCCGGAUAAGCGACCCACAGCGCAGCAAAGCCUCAAAUAUGCCUACUUUCAUGCGUUAAAACGUAUUUCACCCACAGCGGCUGCCAAGGCUAAUGUAAAACUUACGGCCAAAUACGCUGCAGCAGUUGCGGCUAAUGGCGUCAACAAUGCCAAUGCUGUUCGGAAUGUACGGCAGGUGCAAAAUUUGUCGAAUAAUGUGCUUCCGGUGCAAGAGAAACUCCAGGCUGUAACUGAAUUACUGCAACAGGGUAAUAUGCAACACAGCAACAACACUAGUACCGUAAAUGCCAAUAACGCAUUAAAUGCGACUGUUACCAGCAAUCGCGGAGCCAACAACAACAACAUCAAUUUGCAUGCCAAACGCAGCACAAAUCCAGUUUCACACAAUCCAAAUCAAGUGCAAAUGCCGAAGGUCAGUUUUUUGGCAUUAAAUGGUGUCGUCGGUGGCGGCGGCGGCAACGACGCCACACAUUCCACGGUGCCGCUGCAGUUAUCAGCUGUUGGUACAAACUCUCACAGAAACAACACCAUACUCACUAAUAACUCGAAUAAUGCACCAAAUCUACUACUGCGUGAGCCAAUGGAAGAUAAUCUCUCGAUAAAGAGUGGCACCCUUCGCUAUAAUGGCACACUCGCGCCAGCGAAUCUCGGCUAUCUGAACGGUGGUGAUUCUACGCUUUAUAAGCGUUCGCAAGAAAAUCUGACCUUCACAGAGUCCAUAAAUGACAUCUAUUUGAAUCGAAACACCGGUCAGCUGCAUCCGCCACAGCCGCCAAAUGUAUCCUUUAACACCACCAGCAACAACGUAGCAGGGAACAUCAAAGCCGGUGUUAUCUAUCUCGCCAAUGGUCACCGAAACUAUGCACUCUUUGAGACCGCUGCGAAGAAUGCUAAAAAUUCGGCCAAAAUCAAUGGCUAUUUAUUCCAGUCACGUCCGAGUAUAGUGAAUAUUGAUACACUGGGCACGGAUGGCAAAGUAUACAAUAUGUUCUCGAAGGUGGUGUCAAACAAACAAGCACCUACGAGCAAUCUGAUAAUGCGAAAUGCUUUUGAGCCUGCUUUGGAAAGAAAUGAAUACAACGAGCAAGCAAGCUUGAAACAACAAUAUGAACGAGUUGGAGGUGACACAAAACCUUUACCGCCGGCGCGGAACGGUGAUUUUAACAAGGAUGACGAACUCGAUCUUAUAUUAGGUUCCAAAAUAAAAACAUCAGCGAAACGUCAACGUAAUGCAAAAACAAAUAUUUUACUGGAAGAUCUAUUCGGUCAUCUUUCACUUGAUUCGGAUAGCGACACAGCGAAGUACCCGAAUACAGUUCCAUUCACAACACAUCAACAGCAAUCGCACUUGGAACGUAACUCCAGUUUGCCAAAUGGUUACUCGAACGAGAAUUCGUUGACAGAAAAGAGUAAGAAGAAGAUUCCGAGUAGCAUUGAAGUUAACAACGGUAGUUAUACCGGCUCACUCUCAACAAAUGCAGUUGAUCCUAAGUCUAUCGACGUGAAUAAAUCUAAAUUACAACCAUGGGACGGAACCAAUAAAACUGAAGAUGAAAAACUAACGGCGUGGAUGGUCGCUGAAAAUGGUUCGUUGCUUGAAAAAAAAAUUCUAAAUGGAUUUAACGAUAAAAACCAUACCGAAUGGAAUACAACGUACCUUAACUAUUAGGAAGACGACAACAACAACAAUUAAGCAAGAUGUUAAAGGAUGAGUGACUGGAGUUGAUGAGAUGUGUGAAGUAAACUUUCAUACAAAUGUUUGUGCUGUGAUAAACUUAAUUAAAAAAAGAUUCUAAACUUCUAAUAAGUAAGAUAAAAGGAGUGCUAAAAGGCUUUUAAGUACUUAGUAAUGGCGGUUUUGUUUCUACAAAAAAUGCUGCCUUUUCAUUGCUCUCUUCCUAGUAUUUGUACGUAGAGGGCAAAGAGAAGGUAACCGUUUUUGGUAGAAACGAAAACGCCAUAAGUCACACAAAGAGGGUGGUCCAAACAUAUGUAGGUGCCUUUGUGUAUAAUCAAUAAUAGUAUAAUUUUUACAUUCAGAACUCUUUCCUGAAAAAACUUUAAAUUGUCUGGUAGGCACUAGAAAUAUGUGCUUCGGACAGAAUAGGGUUAUCGCCCGGUUAGUGACUAGCGGCUGGCAUAUGAAUUGUUGAAUCUGGUCCUUAAAGUAUAUGAAACGGCUUUUAAUAUUCAUAGGAAAUGCUUCGCAUUAGAAAGAGUUUCUGCUGGAAGGCUUGUUAGUUCAGCGGAAGAAAAUCAUGCUUAGGGACACGAUAUC